Molecule: messenger RNA, 1604 nt
Organism: Dichomitus squalens LYAD-421 SS1
Lineage: Eukaryota; Fungi; Basidiomycota; Agaricomycetes; Polyporales; Polyporaceae
Product: kinase-like protein
Exons: 2
Coding region: 28-1533 (501 amino acids)
Biological process (GO): autophagy; peptidyl-serine phosphorylation
Cellular component (GO): cytoplasm
Molecular function (GO): protein serine/threonine kinase activity; ATP binding
Source: RefSeq, a predicted model, not a curated record
UACACCUUCACAUCACAUCUGCCCGCAAUGCCUACUAUCGAAAGGCGCAUGCCUUGCUUCUCUGGGACCUCGUUCGACAACGGUCGGUACAUGCUCUCCCGACAGAUCGGCGUAGGUGGCUUCGGCGUCGUCUACCAAUGUCGCGAGCGCAUCCCCGGAACCACCCGCUCCGUCACCCGCGCCGUCAAAGUCUGCCCGGCCUUUCCUGAGGGAUCAAAUCGCGGUUACUGCCAAGAUCGCGAGGCUGCGCUGCACCGAAAGGUGUCCGACCACCCGAACGUCGCCUCCCUCCAUCGUGUCGUACGGGAAGGAAGAUUCCAGUACACGGUGAUGGACUACUACAGCGCCGGCGACUUACGCACCCUUAUUGGGAAGAGGCGCGCUCUCGCCCGAAACGAUGACUUGCUCCGCGAGAUCAUCCUCCAGAUCAUCGACGCGGUGGAGGCGUGUCAUCAGAGGGGCGUGUACCACCGGGACAUCAAGCCGGACAACAUCCUGGUGAAAGAAGACCUUUCGAAGGUCUACCUCACUGACUUCGGGUUGGCGACGAACUCGAAGACGAGCACAUCCUUCGGGAUAGGGACCCCAUUCUACGAGUGUCCAGAAUGCAUCGAUUGCGGUGACGUCGAGUAUCCGUACGACACUCGUCGGGCUGAUAUCUGGGCACUCGGAAUCACAAUCAUCCAGCUCGCUACUGGCCGUCUGCCAUGGUCAAAGGCUACGAUCCACGACCGCCACUUCUACAAAUUCCUCGACCAACCAGACUUCCUCCUCAAGAUCUUCCCUAUCACCCCGGGACUAAACCACAUCCUCCGUCGCAUCCUCACCAUGAUUCCGAAGGACCAAUGUUCUCUCUCCGAGCUGCGUAGGCUCGUUCGGAAUCUCGACAGGUUCUGGUUGACGGAGAAGGAGGUGGCGAGCUCGAGAUACUGGGCGGUCAAGCAGACGUGGCGCCAGUACAAGCCCGUCGAAUCCUACCUGAGCGAGGAGAGCGGAGACUCGUCGGAUGGUUGGGAGUCCUCGUGCGGUGAUACCCUCGAGUCGGAUACUUCCUCUGAGAGUGGAGGAUCGAUAGCGGGCGCCUCUAGCGACUCUGAGCGGGAACUCCGGGCACGCCGCGUCUCCAGCGGGGCUAUCCAGAAGGCGGAGGAAGGCCACCAUGCAUCGCCCCAAACCCCGCCCAAGGCUGAGGGUCAGCCGCAGCCGCAGCCGGUGGAGCACUUCGACAACGAGCCCCUUCCUCCAGUCCCGGCGAUCAUGCGCACUGCGUCCUCGGACGAGUUCCCUAUCCGCAAGCCCGGCUGCAACCCUGCUGUCAUCCCCGAAUCUACUUCGACAUCCUCAUCAGAAUGCAGCGGGCCCGACACUCCUCCCACACGUCCCCAUGAUCCCCCCGCCAUCGUCACCACUCAGGAGCUCUCGGACGAAAUCCCCUUGCAGGCUGUUGGCCAUGCGGAGAAUGAUAAGAUGACCGAGGCGCGGAGGGCGAGCCUGGUCCUGUGGGUUCCCUUCUCCGGCCAGGCAGCCUCAUAGUGGCGGGAGAAUGAAGGAGGAAGGUGUGGAAUGUUUGGUAUAUGAGCUAGUGGCGACUGACUGUUGAAGGA